AUGUCCUGGCGAGCGUGGAGCAAGGGAGAGGACGAGAGCGCGCGUGCCGCGGCGCUCGCCACGUUUCUGGAGGACGACCAAGGUACAUUGGAGGAAAAAAAGGUUUUGGCGCUGAGUGUGAAGGAUGCGCUCGUGCAAGAGAUGGUCGACAUUGAGCUGCGCACCAAGCUCGUGCGCGUCGCCCACAAGCUGAGCCAGGACAAGGUGCAGAGCGAGCCGCUGCAGAACGGUGCGCUGAUACACAAGGUUGCUGCAUUUGCAGGGGAGGAACCGUUUGGUACGGACCUGGAGCUGCAAGACUACGCGCUGCGCAUGGUGCACAACCUGUUUGUGAUGAAUAGGGACUUGGUCACCUUGGCCGACGAGGAUCUCAUGGACCUCUUGCUGCCGAUCCUCGACGACAAUGGGCUGAUCGAGAAAGGGUACGGCGGAGACCCUCCCAGCUUUGCGCUGCGCUGCGUGCUGGCGACCUCCACGGUGUGCCUCUCGCAGCCGUGGUACCGCAUCGCGGCCAAGGCGAAGCAGCAGCGCGUGAUGGACGUAGUCACGGCGCUGGUGGGCAAACUGGUUCCUACGCGCGAUGCGCCAAUGGAUUCGUGGGAGCCGCCACUGGAGUCAUCGGUUGUGCUCACGCUCGCGCUGCACAGCAUUCCAGAGGACAUGGAAGGAUCCCAGCAGCUGUACAUCUAUGCCGAGUCGGCGUUCCUCGCGUGCAAGACGUCGCCGACGACGCUGCUGAGCAGCGGUGUGACGGGUCCCGCGAGCCUUCUCACGUUCUGCCGCGUGCCGUCCGGCGCGUACUUUGCGCGGAUGAUCGAGAUGGCCAAGAAGGUCUCGUCGCUGCUCAAGCAGUCCACAGAGCGCUACAUUGAUGCAGAGACCAGGGGACCUACGAAGCUCGCCAAGGAGGAGGACGUUAAUGUCGAGUCAAACCAGGCGCCGCUUUGGGCGCUUGCGCUCAAGUUCGCCGAGAUCGACAGCUCGACCCUGCGCGAGGAGAUGACGCCGUACUUUUUCAAGCACGGUGCGGACGACGCGCCGGAGGACGCGCCCGGGGCCUUGACGCUUCCGCAGUGGCGCGUGCUGAUGAGUUCCGAGGUGUUCUUCAUGCUGUCGUAUGUUGUCGGCCAGGUCUUUUUCCAUCUGGGCAAAGGAAGCGUGAAACUGCUGCUCCGCCGCUUUGGCUUUGAGCUGUGUGCGGGUGUGCUCUCGGCGAUUGGCGCAGAACGUCUCGCCCAGCACGAGAGCGAGAUUUCAAAGCGUCUCGACGAACCAGACGAGAUCUACGACCGGGUCCCGCUCGUCGAAGACGACAUCUCUGUUGAGCAGUUCUACAAGAUGGUCGAGAUCUUUGGCGGUCCGGGCGGGAUCACGAUGAAGAACCCAGUCGAACAGGCGGCCGAAGAGGGCAAACUCGAAGAGGUCGAGCAGAAAAUGCGCGACAUGGAGCUCAAAAAGAUCCAGGAAGAGGACGAGGAGGACCAGCGCGCUGUCGAGGAGUGGGCCCAGCUCAAAAUGAAACGCACCGCGCCAAAGCGCGACGCGCCGUGCGACAGCGCCGCGCGCAUGGGGCGCGCGUGGGGCGCCGCAUCGGUCCUAGGCCUUGCCGAGGCCGUCUUGUCGCACGCGUCGCUUGUACGCGAGGCAAAUGUGCUGUGCACGCGCCUCGGCGCGGAUGCCAACUUUCAGCUCGCGGUCCAGCGCCCGUUUCCGUGCGGCUUGGCUCGCUCUGUGCACGACAGCGCCGCGGGGAUGGCGGCCAGUGAGCUCGAUCCUGGUACGCAUGGGCACGUCGUGCCAGUGGCAGUCGUGCGCGUCGUCGAUCGCCGCACGUCGGCAAUCCACUACUGGGACCUCGCAACGCUCGCCGAGCAGGUCAAGGUCUUGCACCGCAUCCAUUCGAGCCUGCACAACCCUGGCGUCGCGCAGCACACGGAUGUCUAUACCCAGCUCUUUCGCGGCGCAUCGCAUGGGUUUGCGCAUCUUGGCACGGCACGCAUCCCGACAUUUCCCCUGGCCGAGCAGUCGCACGGGACAUGGCGCGUUCCCAUUCACUCGACACACCUCGGCACGCUGGGGCACUGCCGCGUAAGCGUGAUGUAUGUGUGCACGACAAAAGACGGCGUCGUAGGCCGCAUUUCGGUCGACGAGCUCGAUGGGCUGACCGAGAGAGAAGCCAGCGAAGUGCACCUGCAAAUGCACCUCGACUCGUUCGGCACUUGCGGUGAGAGCGCAGACGUGUACGCUACACGCCCUGUCUAUCUCCAGGCGCAGUCCUGUGCGGCGGUCAAGCUGCAGCGCACGAUCACACUGCCGCAUCGCGCGCUGCACAAUGCCGGCGCCGUGCACGUCCUUGCCCGGCCCACGCUACACCUGCUCGACGAUUGGCAGGAGAGGGACGCCGAGAAGGAAGAGGAAAUGCACCGCGGCGCGGAUCUCGUUGCCGCACUGGGUGCCGCGCCGCCGUCGACACAAGGCCGCCUGCACGAACGCAAGCGGCGCUACGUAUCGUCGCAUGGCGUACGUGCCGAGGUCCACAUGCUAGAACUGGACUCGUGCGGCAAGCCGCGUGUCGCACCGCGCACGUCAACCAAUCCGCCGCACUUUGUGGUCGAUGCCUCGGGCGUGCAGUGCCUCGCCAUUGCGCUGCACCACGAUUCGGGCGCGCAGCUGCCUUGGACAGGCAUUCGUCGCGUCGCACUCGGCGACGUACGCUGCAUCGAUGCGACGGGGGCUGUGUAUGCAACAGAUGAGUCGUACUGUACUCUCCAGCGCUCCUCCGGCAGCACCGGUGCGGCACUGUCGGUCGAGGCACUUUGGCGCCCAGAGCACGAGCUCCUACAGAGCCCUACGCCGCCGGCACACCACAUUCGCGCAACGCUACGUGUAGACGUCGACGUGGAAAACAGCACACCGCUUCCUCUGUCUAUUCCUUUGUACGUCCGUGUACACGCUUCCGGGCGUCUGCAGCGUACGGCGGACUGCGACGUGACAUGGAACUGCGCGGCACGCCCUUCCGACGCGGCGCAUCACGCCUUUUUCUGUGCCUCGCUCUCCCCUGCACCGAUACAGCGGCCGCAGGAGCUGUGGCGCGUAGAUACGCGGAGUGCGCCUGUGCCAGGCCAAGCGGCACUUAAGCAGUGGGCGCCCCGUGGCCUGUCACUGGUCGCCGACUAUGUGAACACAAUGCGCCGCGACGCUUUUGCUAUCCGUGUGUGCCAUACGCGCUCUACGCUGCAAGAUUUUUUCCAUGCACGAAACCACGCAUCGCUCAAGGCCGUGGUUCUGGCAUGGCAGGCCGCCGCCGAUCCCUUUCAUUGGCUCCGAGCGCACUGGACGCCGUCACUCACCCGUGCGCAGUCCACUCUGUACUCUUCCGACGUGCACCUUGUCGAACUGCAUCAGGAUGCGCACAGCCAAGACUGGCUCGAUGCUUGGUUCGAACUACGGCCCCCAUUCCUCCUCGCACGCCCCAGCCAGAAAAGCGAAGGCAUCCUUCUUUCCAUCUACCUGCACGGCGUCCACGUCCACCCUGCCGCGCUGGACUCGCCCCACACCCUCGGCCUGUACACCGCGACCAACGCUUACCUGCUCCGUGCGCCGUCCUCCACCCUUGCGGAGCAGUGGAGCCCGGCCGUCGACGAAGAGGCACCCGUGCGGAGAAAGCGCGAGGAUAGCGACGAGGAGCUCUUUUUUACGCCCAAGUCCGUCCGUGAAUCCGCCGAGCCGUUCCGCAGCGGUGCACGUCUGGCGGAGCGUGCAUCGCCACGCAAGUCGGCGCUGCCCAAAUUCCACUCGGAGGAAGAAAUGGAGCAGGAGCGGCACGCUGCACAUACGAUGCGGACUACGGCGCCGUACCAGUUUGACAGUGCGCUGCCGCUGCCGAACCAUGCCCAGUUCCUGCUGGAUUUGCAUGUGGCCGUCGAGCAGAGUGUCUUGGUGCAUAUGGCGACGAGCGGUGCCCCGGCGUCGGAAUGGCACGACCUCGAGACGGGCCGCCUGUUGCGCAUCCCAAACGUGAUUACUUAUACGACGCUGCGCCCGAUGGUCGAGCGCACUGUGCGGCGGUCGUUUACGCUCACCGACUUUAAGCGCGUCGUGUGGAUUUGGUCGCAUGCGCCUGGCGCUGCGUUCACGGUGCCGGCUUCGCCCGCAUCGACGGCUGCACCGGACGACGUGGGAGGCAUGGGCUUUGUUGUAUCGCGUGUGCGCACGAUGGAUGCACGCACUCGCCGCCGCACCUACGACUAUGGCCUCGGGAUCGAAAUGCGCUUUGGCGAAAAGAUUUCUAUUGCGCCGCCGGUCACCUUUGGGUCGCCGGACAACAAUGCGAGUCCGACGCUGCGUCGCGCGCCGCCGUCGCCGCGCAAGCUGCCGCCGUCGCCGCGCUCGCCAAGCGCUCGAGAAGAAAUGAGCAACUUGGCGGUGUGGAACAAUGGUGUCGACGAACGCCGCACCGAGUUCCAUCGCCGGCUCUGCCACAUGGUCGCCAAGGCCCACGACCAGUUCCUCGCACAUCUGGACGACGAUAUACCCACGCAUUCCAAGUCGCCUAGCACGCCAAAAAUGUCGGUCGGUUACCGGUCCGCACCCGGCGGUAUCCUGACGCCCUCUGCAACACGCUCGGGCGGCACGCACGCACAGCGCAUCCGCCACGAUGGCCCCCCAUCCUCGCCGCCGAGCAGCCCGCUUGCCGGCCGCGGAAACCAUGUCGACGUGCCGCAGACACCACCCCGCACCGCACGCCGCAAAGUGCCGACGCUCUACGACUGGCACGCCGACUUUGACCUGGAGUCGACUGAGCCGAUUCCCCAGGCCAAGCUGCCCACGCUGAACGUCGCGCCGCCGGUAGCGCCGAUCCGGCCACGCGAGCCGCCAGCGCCGGCCGUGCCGACAACGACCGGCAUGAGUCUCGAAGAGCGGAUCAGGGCCAAGGAGCAGGCGAUGCGCGACGCACGCCAGAAACCGGGGGGCCAGGCAGCGGCGCCGACGCUGCACGAACGUGCGCUGCUCUCCCGCCUGGGCGAGAUUGCCGACGCGAUUUUCCUUCUCUAUGCCUCUUCCAACGCGCCUGCACAGUCGCGCCAAGGGCGCACGUCGCGUGUCCUUCCCCUCCACGACGUCCUCUCGUCCCUGGAAAAGUCGGCCAAGGUGGUCAUGAGCCGUGCGGAAAGCGAUGCGUCAGUGUCAAUGCUCAUGAACAUUGCGCCUGGCUGGCUCGAGCGAGCAGAAAUCGGUGGGCAGACAUGGCUGCGUCUCCGCAACGAUCCACAGUCUUUUGGGCUGCGCCAUGUGCGCGAACACAUUGCGCAAGCCAAGCGCCAAGCACGGUGCGAUGUAGUCUAG
Molecule: messenger RNA, 5346 nt
Organism: Malassezia japonica
Lineage: Eukaryota; Fungi; Basidiomycota; Malasseziomycetes; Malasseziales; Malasseziaceae
Exons: 9
Coding region: 1-5346 (1781 amino acids)
Source: RefSeq, a predicted model, not a curated record